Mastomys coucha (southern multimammate mouse) is the source of this 972-nucleotide messenger RNA. It is a transcript of the gene Lelp1, whose product is annotated as late cornified envelope like proline rich 1. Lineage: Eukaryota; Metazoa; Chordata; Mammalia; Rodentia; Muridae. The record is from RefSeq and is a predicted model, not a curated record. The coding region runs from base 155 to 589 and encodes 144 amino acids. The transcript has 2 exons.
GAGCUGGCCCCCUACCUGCCCCCAGCUUCCCAGAGUGCAGCAGAGGAACGAGAGGGAAAGUCCAUCUUCCCCAGCACAGCCCUACCAUCCACCUCAGUCGACUGCUUGUCAAUUUCACUACCAACAGAAAGGGGCCUACAUAUCCACAGAAGAAAUGUCAAGUGAUAAGUCCAGUGACACUAAGAAUGAUCUCAAGAAUUGUGAUUCCAGCUGUCUAAAGAAGCUACAACGCUGCUCUGAAAAUUGUACACUAGACAUGUGCCCAGCACCACCAACGUGUCCUCCAUGUCCCCUAGUGCCCUCUGUGACGCGUGUUUCUGCACCAAGUUCCCCACUGUGUCCCCCAUUGUGCACCCCAAAAUGCUCCUGUCCAUGUUCACCAUGCUCAUGUCCCCCAUCAUGUCCACCAUGCUCAUGCCCCCCAUCAUGUCCACCAUGCUCCUGCCCUCCGUCAUGUCCACCAUGCUCAUGCCCCCCGUCAUGUCCACCAUGCUCAUGCCCCCCGUCAUGUCCACCAUCAUGCCCCGACAAGUUGUGCGUUAAGCCUUGCCCUCCCAAGAGCCCCUCUCCAAGCCCACCUCCAAAGUGAGGCACCAUGAACAACAUCAAGCCUCACCAUCACUGGCAUACAUUACCACCUACAAUGUUGUGGGGCUGGACGUCAAACCAUGAACUGACAAAGACCUUCCUCUGCUGUGGAACGCUUCUGUCACCUUGGAGGACUUGCUUUUGUGGUGGUUGUUACACAGUAUUCUGCCAAGAAGCAAUCCGUGAGAGUGAUAGCUUUGAGGACCCCACAGCCUCUGCCUGUCACUUAGGGGAAGGUACCUUUCCAAAGAAUGCCAAGUCCUGCUAGGGCAAUGCAUGAUACCAACCUCACCACCACUGGCCUCCAUUACGACCUACAACAUUGAGGGGCUAGAAGUGAAACCAUGAACUGACAAGUAAACACGUUCCUCUGCUGUGCAAGAC